UAACUUUCAGUACACUGGCAACCAUGGCGGCGGAAGGUAGUGCUAAUUUUACGGACGAACAGAUUGAAGAGCUCUGUGAGACGUUCAAAACGAUUGACCGCGAUGGCAAUGGGUACCUGGACGUGUCUGAGCUGCGGGGGGCGCUGGAGGUGGUGGGGCUGAAGCUCCCCCAGUGGCAGGUCCGCAAGAUCCUGACGGAGUACGACACAGAGACGUCGGGGCCUGAUAAGGGCACGCUGUCCUUCAAGGAGUUCAAGCAGAUGGUGCAGAACCUCAAGUCGCAGGACAUCGCCAGCCACUUCAAGAAGAUGGUGAACAAGAGGGAGAACCUCGAGGCCUUUGGGGGCAUGAGUCUUGCUUCUGCUGAGGGCACGACCCACUCCGUACGGCUGGAGGAGCAGCUUGCCUUCAGCGACUGGAUCAACAGCAACCUGGGGCACGACCCUGACCUGGGGCACCUGCUGCCUAUAGGGGGCGAGGGCAAGGAACUCUACGACAGAGUCAAGGACGGCAUCCUGCUGUGCAAGAUGAUGAACUUCUCGUGCCCGGACACCAUCGACGAGCGCGCCAUCAACAAGCGCAACCUGACGCUGUAUACCAAACACGAGAACCUGACGCUGGCCCUCACCUCUGCCCAGGCCAUCGGCUGCAAUGUUGUUAAUAUAGAUGCCCAUGACCUGGCUAAAGGCAAGCCACACCUGGUGCUGGGGCUGCUGUGGCAGAUCAUCCGCAUCGGGCUCUUCAACCAGAUCUCCCUGGAGCACUGCCCCGGCCUGGCGCUCCUCCUGCAGGAGGGGGAGGACCUCAACGAGCUCAUGAAGCUCUCCCCUGAGGCCAUCCUGCUGAGAUGGGUCAACCACCACCUCGAGGCAGCUGGCACCAACAGACGCUGCCACAACUUCACGUCGGACGUGAAGGACUCUGAGAUCUACACGUACCUGCUCAAGCAGAUCGCUCCUGCCGACUCCGGCGUCACCAUGGAGGCCCUCUCGACGCAGGACUACAUGUCGCGGGCGGAGCUGAUGCUGCAGCAGGCAGACAAGCUCGGAUGCCGCAGCUUCCUGACGCCCCAGGACGUGGUCGAGGGCGUCUACAAGCUCAACGUCGCCUUCGUCGCCAACCUCUUCAACAACCAUCCCGCCCUCGACAAGCCUGACGACGUCGACCUGGAGGCCUACGAGCACAUAGAGGAGAGCAGAGAGGAGAAGACGUACAGGAACUGGAUGAACAGCAUGGGUGUUAACCCGCACGUCAACUGGCUGUACAGCGACCUGGCGGACGGCAUCAUCAUCUUCCAGCUCUACGACAUCAUCAGACCGGGCAUCGUCGACUGGAAGCGCGUGCACACAAAGUUCAGCAAGCUCAAGAAAUUCAUGGAGAAGUUGGAGAACUGCAACUACGCCGUGGAGCUGGGGCUCAAGUUGAGGUUCUCCCUCGUGGGCAUCGCGGGGCACGACCUCGCCGACGGCAACCCCACCCUUACCUUGGCGCUCAUCUGGCAGCUGAUGAGGGCCUACACGCUAUCAGUGCUGUCACAGCUCACCGAGCAAGGCUCGCCCGUCAUCGAGAGCGAGAUCAUCAGCUGGGUGAACACCCGCCUGUCCGAGGCCGGCAAGACCUCCUCCAUCAGGAGCUUCCAGGACUCCAGCAUAGCCUCCUCUAAGGCCAUCCUGGACCUCGUAGACGCCAUCAAGCCGGGCACCAUCAACUACGACGUCCUGCGGCCUGACGAGACCGACGAGGACAAGCUGGGUAACGCCAAGUACGCCAUCUCGAUGGCCCGCAAGAUCGGCGCGCGGAUCUACGCGCUGCCUGAGGACAUCACGGAGGUCAAGCCUAAGAUGGUGAUGACGGUGUUUGCCUGCCUCAUGGCCCGGGAUUACCUACCUAACAUGGACUCCAAACAGUGAUGACAAGCCCUGCAAACAUGGCGCCAAACGUCCACACCAAACGUCCAAAUUUCGAAACGUCCACACCAAACGUCAAAACGUCCACACCAAACAUCCAAACCAAACGAUGAAACGUCAAACGUCCACGUCAAACACGGACUGUUAUGAAUGUCAGCAAUGAAAUAUAAUGUCGUAUAUUUCCCGCAUAACGAAAUUUAGCAUAGCCUUCUUUCCUGUAUAGCAUACAGGGCUAUUGUGCACACGAGGCCGCACAGAGCCUCUGUGUACAUUCUAUACGGAGACCUCUUACAUUGUAUACAUACAUUGUCCAUUGUAUACAUGAAUCCUGUGUUAUUGUAUGCAAAGAAUCAGUCCAGUCGCCAGGUAUCCCUUGUAUUUAACACGCCCAUCUUGUAUAGCUAUACAGUUUUAUACGUCGCGUGUAGGCGGCAUUUCUAGUUUUAUACGCAUUAACACGCUUCCCGUGUUGCCACAUCUCCCUUUCAUUCUUUGUUGAUUAUUCUAUUUAUCUCACUUCUUCUCUUCACUUACUGAUCUCAUCUUCCCGCUCUUCCUUUGAAUACUUUCCACUGUAGACCUCCUUUACACCCUCUUUACACCUUCUUUACAUUCCCUUUACACAUUCUUUACAUCCCUCUUUACUUUCCUCUUUACACCCCCUCAUCACCCCGUCUUUCACUAUCCCGUACCUUUUAAACAUUUUAUUCUUUUUAACUUUUCUCUCCUCUCCCUCCUCUCCCCUGAUUCGUUUCGACAACCUGGUACAUCUUGUAUCUGUGGCGACGGUUGUAUCUGCCAAGCCAAGAUUGUAUUUGUACGACUAGUCUUGUGCGACAAUCUAGAAAUUGUCUAGCCAACAAUUGUCGCUUACCAAGUAGUAUCCAUACCUGAAAAUCACAACAAUGUCCAGUUUCUGUUAAUAAUUUUAACCCCCAAGCUUAAUUCAACGUCGAGGUUUCAAUUUAAACUUUUUUAAUGACGUAAAAUCCAAUAAUUUUCUUAGCUCAUACUUCUUGUUUAAUUUGUGCCGAGGUAAUUUUAAUAUUGAAAUUAAAUAGACAUUUUAAAUUUGCGUGUAUGGUUGUUGAAAGACGUUUGAAUUGUAAAGUUUCCAGACUAAUGCGUUAUAGUCGUGAGUUUGUGGGGAGAGUUGGAGUUUUUACUUACUUAUUAUUACUUACUUGCUUAAAGUUUAAGCUCUUUUAUUUUACUGACCAACAUUUAGAUUGUUUUUACUUGCGCUUUAGAAAUGAAUUGUGUUUUGGGCUGUCAAGAUUUGCCUUAUUGCUCCGACCAGCCAAGCAACCUGACGCAGACUUGAUAACUUGUUGACGGCUUGCCAAGCAGGCUGAUGGAGGCUUGCC
This is a messenger RNA of Hyalella azteca, 3274 nucleotides long. It is a transcript of the gene Fim, whose product is annotated as plastin-1. The coding region runs from base 24 to 1910 and encodes 628 amino acids. Gene Ontology annotation, biological process: actin filament network formation; actin filament bundle assembly. NCBI's taxonomy places the organism in Eukaryota, Metazoa, Arthropoda, Malacostraca, Amphipoda, Hyalellidae. The record is from RefSeq and is a predicted model, not a curated record. Gene Ontology annotation, cellular component: cytoplasm; actin filament bundle; actin filament. Gene Ontology annotation, molecular function: calcium ion binding; actin filament binding. The transcript is spliced from 12 exons.